This is a messenger RNA of Diatraea saccharalis (sugarcane borer), 1101 nucleotides long. Lineage: Eukaryota; Metazoa; Arthropoda; Insecta; Lepidoptera; Crambidae. The record is from the annotation of a GenBank genome assembly.
AAUCUAUCAAAGAAAAGCUCUAGGUCAAAGUGGUCAAAUAACGAAUGAGUCGUUGUUUUGAGGCUGCUUCUUCAAAGUUAUCAAUAUGAGUGGAAAAUACAAAAUUGUUAUGAUUCGCCAUGGCGAAAGUGAAUGGAAUCAGAAAAAUCUAUUUUGUGGCUGGUAUGAUGCCGAUCUUAGCGAUAAAGGUCGUGAGGAAGCUAUAGCCGCUGGCAAAGCAUUGAAAUCUGAAGGAUAUCAGUUCGACGUAGCUCAUACAUCGGUUCUGAAACGUGCUCAGAUCACAUUAAACACCAUUCUUCAAGAGAUUGGUCAAACAGAUUUGCCUGUUAAUAAAACAUGGCGUCUCAAUGAAAGACAUUAUGGUGGUCUAACCGGCUUGAACAAGGCUGAAACUGCUGCGAAGUAUGGAGAAGCUCAGGUUCAAAUAUGGCGUAGAAGCUUCGAUGUGCCCCCUCCACCCAUGGAAAAGGACCAUCCGUAUUAUGACACAAUUGUAAAUGAUCCUCGCUAUGCUGGUGACCCAAAACCAGAAGAGUUCCCCAAGUUUGAGAGCUUAAAGCUUACCAUUGAACGGACCUUGCCCUAUUGGAAUGAUGUAAUUGUUCCUCAAAUCAAAGAAGGCAAAAGGAUUAUAAUUGCAGCCCACGGCAACAGUUUACGCGGCAUUGUGAAACAUUUAGAUGGACUCAGUGACGCUGCUAUAAUGGAGCUGAAUCUGCCCACCGGAAUACCGUUUGUCUAUGAACUCGAUGAGAACAUGAAGCCGGUCGACUCAAUGGUAUUCCUCGGCGACGAGGAGACCGUCAAGAAAGCCAUGGCCGCCGUUGCUGCGCAAGGCAAAGCCAAGUAAAUUUAAUUGAUACCAAGACCUGCAUAAUAGCAAAAUAGACUUAUUGUCAAUGUUUCUGAUGUUUUGUAGAUGUGAAAUGAGAUUUUAUUCAUAGCAUUUGUGAAGGUAAGCGUACGACAUUUGUAGGUAGCAAUUCUGUUGCACAAACUAGCCUUACCAGUUAUAACCCUGUCAGUUUGAUUUUCAAUUAUGUAAAUAAUUAAGGUAACAGUAUAAAUCUUGUUCUUUUAAUGAUUCCUAAAAUUCAC